CCCCAUUUCGAUCGAAAGGAGCCCCAAAAGACAUCGAAAACCCUCUUUAUUCCCCUCAUAUCCACUCGUCGCGCGAACAAGAGAGCGUCUCUUCCCUCCCCAGCAACUCGGGCCAGAGAAGCAACUUCCCGAAGUGAGAAGCGAAACAUUCCCCCGCUCCAAUUCUGGUGACAUGGGCGCCAACGGCCAUCCGCCGCCGGCGAGCGCCGCCGCGCAGAACGGGUCCCACUCCGCCGGAGGAGGAGGCGGCGGCGGGGGAGGAGGAGGAGGUGGAGGGGGAGCGAACCCUAGCAACGGAGGCACGGCGGCGGCGCUCCGGCACGACCCGGGCUUGGCGCGGGAGUGGUCGCCGGAGGAGCAGGCCACCCUCGACGAGCUGCUAGCCAAGUAUGCAUCCGACGCGCCUGUCAUUCGUUAUGCAAAAAUAGCGAUGAAGUUGCCAGAGAAAACAGUUCGAGAUGUAGCCUUGCGCUGCAGAUGGAUGAAUAAAAAAGAGAGUGGCAAAAGAAAGAAAGAGGACCAUAACUCGUCUAAGAAAAGCAAGGACAAAAAGGAGAAGGUUUCAGAUUCUUCAUCGAAACCACCUGUACAUAUGGCUGGUAGGCCUAAUGUUCCUCCAUACCCUCUUCCAGUUCUUCCCAUGGACGAUGACGAGAUCUCGUCCAAAGCCAUUGGUGGACCAACAGGAGAAAUCCUUGAAACCAAUGCCCAAGUUUUGGGUCAAAUCUCGAUAAAUCUUAGCAAUAUGCAGGUAUCCUUUUACUUCAAGAUACAGGAUAACAUCUCACUGCUGUGCCAAACUCGGGAUAAUAUACUCAGGGUCUUGAAAGAGAUAAACGAUGCUCCAGAGAUCAUGAAGCAGAUGCCGCCGCUACCUGUGAAGAUAAACGAGGAGCUCGUCAACUCAUUGCUCCCCAGGCCGACGGUACCGAUGCAGUAGUGAUAGCGAGACAAAUGUAUCCUAUGUAGUCCCAGGAGUUCUUUAGAUAGGCAGCUGAAAUAAAAAUGCCAGCCCUGAUGCUUGUUCGUUCGUUCUGUAGCUCCAUCCUCUCACCUCUCCUACAUGUUAUGUUCAGUCUGGAUGCUGAUCACCCAACCGUCCCCAAGUCAGGCGGUUGGAACGUGUACCGAGUUACCAAGGGCUGCUUCUACAGCAGUAUCAGGUUCCGACUCUUGGCAUGUUUUGUAAUCCAUAGCUGUUUGCGUAAUGUCAUGGAAUCGGAGUAGCCUUCAGCUGGAA
Molecule: messenger RNA, 1240 nt
Organism: Setaria italica (foxtail millet)
Lineage: Eukaryota; Viridiplantae; Streptophyta; Magnoliopsida; Poales; Poaceae
Product: homeobox protein SIX3
Exons: 7
Coding region: 173-940 (255 amino acids)
Source: RefSeq, a predicted model, not a curated record